Messenger RNA from Sphenostylis stenocarpa, 1857 nucleotides. Lineage: Eukaryota; Viridiplantae; Streptophyta; Magnoliopsida; Fabales; Fabaceae. The record is from the annotation of a GenBank genome assembly.
AUGCUUAAGACUCAUGAUAGCCCAGCAUUACGCUUGAUAUCAUUGCAACCUAGGGGCCUUGCUGAAACCUUGUGUGGCUCACCACUCUAUAUGGCUCCAGAAAUCAUGCAACUGCAGAAGUAUGAUGCUAAGGCAGAUCUCUGGAGUGUUGGUGCAAUCUUAUUUCAGCUGGUUACAGGAAGAACACCUUUUACUGGAAACAAUCAAAUACAGUUACUACAGAAUAUUAUGAAAUCAACAGAAUUGCAGUUUCCAUCUGAUAGCCCAAGUCUGAGUUUUGAAUGCAAAGAUUUGUGUCAGAAAUUGCUACGUCGGAAUCCAGUGGAACGUCUAACUUUUGAAGAAUUUUUUAACCACCCUUUUCUUUCUCAGAAGCAAAGAGAACAGGUUGAUGAGCCAUUGAGGAGUAGAAGUUCUUCAAGGCUGGUUGGUGGGUUUUUUCCUACAGUGUCUGACCCUUUGAACACAACUGAGGAAAACUAUCAAGAAGAUUGUUUGCCUUUCAUCCUAGAUGAUGACCCUAGUGGCCCUGAGGGGAGUCCAUCCUUUUCGAGAAAAAAGUCCUCAAUAAAGUCCACCUAUGGAUUUGAUCUAAAUUCUAAACUAGAUAAACCAGAAUCAGCAUCUCCUAUGUCUAAUAACAUAAAUUCUAAUUCAGGAUUUGGUAGUAUAACACAAAGCUCUGAAAAUACUGCUAGAAGAUUGGACAACCAUAAAAUUUCAAGAAAUGUCACUGAUCCUCUAGGAUCUCCAGAACGGAUGAUCGCAAGUUCUUAUCCAAAAGGUAAUACAAAGUAUUUUUUUGGUUCUCAUUUCUGUUUUCAUAGUUGGGAUUCAGGGUAUUCUUAUUCUAUUUUAUGUAUAAUGCUUGUGAAAUGCAUGACAGUUACGGAUUCCCUGGAGAAUAUUGAUCAAGAAUAUGUACUGGUGCCUGGCCCCCCUAUAGAUAUUUCAUCUUCUUUGGUGUGUACUUCAAGGCCCAGCCAUACCCCAUAUAGGUCUGGUAGUUUACCCCAAGAGUCUUCUAGUACACUCAGUAGACCAAGUGCUCCAAUGCCAAUAGUUGGUGUACCCACCAAUAGCACAUACCAAAUUGGAAGUUCAGGAAGUCAGGACUCUGCUCCUGGGACUUCGCUUGGAUCAAUGGAUACAGGUGAUGAACAGCCAUCAGCCCACUGCAUGACAAGGGUAAAAUCAUUGCAACAGUGUGCAUCUGCCAUCACUGAAUUAGUUAAUGAAAAGAUGGAGGCAGGAAAGCAUCUAGAAGCAUUUUCUAUUCAGCUUGUUAUUCUUGCAAUCUGGAAGCAAGCACUGCACAUAUGCCAUACACAAGCUGCCUCAGCCAUGGAAGGGAGUCCUAGUCAAGAAACUUCAAGAUAUAGAAGGAGUGCCAGCAGGAAGGUUGGCAGUCCUGAUUCGGAAGAAUGCCUUGAGGGAAACACCCUAGGGCCAAAGGAUAUAUUAUCUAAAAUUGAAAGUGAAUUUUUGAGGGAAUUUGAGCAUGCUGAAGAACUUGCCAAAACCGUUGAGCCUGGAAACACUGAGAUGCCAGAUGCAAUGGAGACAAUAUUUCAAUCUGCCCUUGCUUUUGGAAGGCACGGGGGUGUAGAGGAGCUGAUGGGUGACAUGGAAAGUGCAGCUGCAUUGUAUUCAAAAGCUGUCCGUCUGCUAGUUUUCCUUCUAGUGGAAGGACCAUCCCUGAUUCUUAAUCCUCCGUUUUCUCUGACAAACUCAGAUCGUUACAGACUUCGAAAUUACAUUGAUAUUCUUAAUAACAGGCAAGGUUUUUCAAGGUCCCAGCGAAUGACACUACUGAAAUGUGAUGAAAGCCAAGGCAUCUUAAAGGAAAAAAUUUAG